Messenger RNA from Solanum stenotomum, 349 nucleotides. RefSeq names its product stress-induced protein KIN2-like. The coding region runs from base 81 to 281 and encodes 66 amino acids. Lineage: Eukaryota; Viridiplantae; Streptophyta; Magnoliopsida; Solanales; Solanaceae. The record is from RefSeq and is a predicted model, not a curated record. The transcript has 3 exons.
CAAGCAAUUCAUAAUUUCUUCAACAAUUAGUUUGAUUUCUCAGUCUGUAACACUACUUUCUCAAUUUCUAUUCCAAAAUCAUGGAUAACUCCCAGAACUUGAGCUACCAAGCUGGCCAAGCCAAGGGCCAAGCUCAGGAAAAAGGUAACCAGAUGAUGGACAGGGCCGCCAAUGCUGCACAAUCUGCCAGGGAAACAAUCCAGGAGGCGGGGCAGCAAAUGCAGACCAAGGCACAAGAAGCGACUAAUGCAGUUAAAAAUGCCACUGGCUUAAACAAAUAAACUCCUAUUUUCAACUAAAUGGGUUGUUUUUCUUUCCCCCUUUCAAAAGUAUGAAGUUUCUUUGUUUU